ACGCGCUCAGGCGGCGGGGAAGCUGCUGGUCCGUGCGCUCGUGGCCGGCCGGGAGCGGGGCCAGCGGGCAGCGAGAGGCGCCUGCCAGGAGAGCGGGCUCUGGGACCGGCCCGGGAGCGCGGCGGUGCCCGGCACCCGGAGAGGCAGCCAGCCGACGGGAGGAUGCGGACAGCCUCGUAGGGAGCUGGGCCAUGCCCCGGGGGGCCAGGCUGCGCACACGGCAAUGCUAUGAGUCCAGAAGUCCUGAAAAUAGUGUGGGUACAGAGUACAGGUAAUGGACGACUCUACCACCAAACCCUCCACCAAUGUAUCCCAGCAUUGACCAAGAGAUGCCAGCUGAGAGGGACCAGGUUUCUUCUAUGGGCGCUGAACUCCCAGCUACCUAUGCCUAUUGCCUGUGAUGGAAGAACUUGAUGUUAAUGUGAGUUCGAGUGAGGGGUUCGGCGUGGCAGAGAAGAUCGCACUGCUCACCUUUAUCUCGGCGGUUAUACUCAUGGCGAUCUUGGGGAACUUGCUGGUGAUGGUGGCAGUAUGCAGAGACAGGCAGCUCAGGAAAAUCAAGACCAAUUAUUUCAUUGUCUCACUUGCCUUUGCGGACCUGCUGGUGUCGGUGCUGGUGAUGCCCUUUGGAGCUAUUGAGCUGGUUCAGGAUAACUGGAUUUAUGGAAAGAUGUUCUGCCUGGUCCGAACAUCUCUAGAUGUCCUGCUCACCACAGCAUCAAUCCUUCACCUGUGCUGUAUCUCCCUAGACAGGUACUAUGCUAUCUGCUGCCAGCCUCUGGUUUACAGGAAUAAGAUGACACCACUGCGCAUUGCUCUAAUGCUUGGAGGGUGCUGGACCAUCCCGACAUUUAUUUCUUUUCUCCCUAUAAUGCAAGGCUGGAAUUCCAUUGGUAUAUUAGACUUGAUACAACAAAGACAGUUCAACAAGGCUUCCAACUCAACCUACUGCGUGUUCAUGGUCAACAAACCCUAUGCCAUCACCUGCUCAGUGGUGGCCUUCUACAUUCCAUUCCUCUUGAUGGUGCUGGCCUACUAUCGGAUUUACAUCACGGCCAGGGAGCACGCCCGCCAGAUCCGGAUCCUCCAGCGUGCAGGGGCGCCCACAGAGGGGAGACACCACCCGGAUCAGCAUAGCUCUCACCGUAUGAAGACAGAGACCAAAGCUGCCAAGACCCUGUGUAUCAUCAUGGGGUGCUUCUGUCUGUGCUGGGCCCCGUUCUUUAUCACUAAUGUCGUGGACCCGUUCAUAAAUUAUACUGUACCUGAGCAGCUGUGGACAGCUUUCCUGUGGUUGGGCUACAUCAAUUCAGGGUUGAACCCCUUCCUGUAUGCCUUCCUGAACAAGUCUUUCAGACGUGCCUUCCUCAUCAUUCUGUGCUGUGGAGACGAACGCUACCGAAGGCCUUCCAUCUUGGGGCAAACUGUCCCCUGUUCCACCACCACUAUAAAUGGAUCGACGCACGUGCUAAGUGGCUGUUCUUCUAUCUCCAAGUUCCUCCUGCUGUUCUGCAAUAGACCAGUUCCUGUUUAACCCUGAACAUGCUCUGUACACAGUUUUACAUAAUGGGCAUCAUCAGGAACACGAGAAGCUUCCCAUCCACAAUGACCCAGAAUCCCA
Messenger RNA from Trachemys scripta elegans, 1621 nucleotides. RefSeq names its product 5-hydroxytryptamine receptor 4 (gene HTR4). NCBI's taxonomy places the organism in Eukaryota, Metazoa, Chordata, Testudines, Emydidae. Gene Ontology annotation, molecular function: G protein-coupled serotonin receptor activity. Bases 401 to 1534 code for a protein of 377 amino acids. The transcript has 9 exons. The record is from RefSeq and is a predicted model, not a curated record. Gene Ontology annotation, biological process: adenylate cyclase-activating adrenergic receptor signaling pathway; regulation of appetite; chemical synaptic transmission. Gene Ontology annotation, cellular component: plasma membrane.